AUGUCAGAGGAACAACCACAACACGACACACCUCAAUCCGUCGAGUCAUCAUCAACCACCCCAGUCAUUCAAUAUGAUGAUCAAAUCGAUGACUCUUCCUAUAAACACCGUGAUCAAAAAUCGAAAUGGACUCGUGCUCGUACGGGCGAUAGGUCAAAUGACAAGAAAAGAGCCAGAAGAGAAAUUGCUCAAGAAAGAAGAAAGAACGAAUAUGAACAAAAGAACUCAACUCCAUAUGUUCCUAGAUUAGAUGAAAAUGGUCAACCAAUUCCUAAAUCAGAAAGAAAACCAAAAAAGAAAUGUGCAGUCAUGAUAGGAUAUUGUGGAACUGGAUAUAAUGGUAUGCAACUUCAAAAUGACCCCGCUAUCAAAACCAUCGAACGUGAUAUCUAUGAAGCCAUGGCCCGUGCCGGAGCAAUCUCACCAGAAAAUGCUGACGAUAUUAAGAAAUCAGGAUUCAUGAGAGCUGCUAGAACCGAUAAGGGGGUCCAUGCCGCUGGUAAUGUCAUUUCCUUAAAGAUGAUAAUUGAAGAUCCGGAUAUCAAAGACAAAAUUAAUGCUGAAUUACCGGACCAAAUCAGAAUUUGGGGAAUUCAAAGAACGACUAAAUCAUUUGAUUGUAGGAAAUUAUGUUCUUCAAGGGUUUAUGAAUAUUUAUUACCUACUUAUUCAUUAUUACCUCCUAAACCAACCACGGUCAUGGCGGAAUUAGUUAAAUCAAAACGAGCCCUGAACCCGGACUUGUUCCAUCCAGAUCCAGAAGGUGAAGCAUGGUGGGCGGCCACUAAUCAAAAAAUCCUCGAUGCCGGCAUUUCCCAAUCCCAACUCGAUUCAAUCGGCACCGCCAUCGAAUCCGAACUCCCAGGUUCCUCUACGGCUACUCCAACCCCGACACCAACCAUCGACCCAGAAUCUGGUGAACUCACCACCUACGGAAAAACCCUCAAAUCCAUCAAACAAAUCGAAACCCAAUCCCGUCGCGCCUACCGUAUCCCCAACAACCGUCUCUCCCAAUUCCGAUCCGCCAUGGAACAAUAUCAAGGCACCCACAACUUCCACAACUUCACCAUUGGGAAAUCCUUCAAGGACCAACUGGCCCAACGCUACAUCAUCUCCACCAAAGUUCUGGACCCAUUCGUCAUCGAGGGCACGGAUACGGAAUGGAUAUCGAUCAGAAUCCAUGGACAGUCAUUCAUGCUCCACCAAAUUCGAAAAAUGGUGAGUAUGGCCAGUAUGGUUGUUCGAAUUGGAUGUCCCGUAGAGAUUAUUCAGGAUUUCUUUAAUAAAGAAAAGAUCAAUAUUCCAAAAGCUCCUGCAUUGGGAUUGUUGUUGGAAAAUCCCGUGUUUGAUGCAUAUAACCAGAUGCUUACCAAGUUGGAAUAUGAUCCUAUUGAAUUUGGGAAAUAUGAUGAGGAGAUGGAGAAGUUUAAGAUGAAGUUUAUUUAUGAUAAGAUAUAUGCUGAAGAGGCUAAGGAGAAUGUGUUUUAUGGAUUUUUUGGAUUUGUUGAUACCAGAAGUUUGGGUGGGAAUGGUAAUACUAAUACUGUUGAUUCUGAAGGUGAAAGAUCAGAGGGGACAAGUGUUUUUGAUUUCUUGUUGAAUUAUACUAAGAGAAAAGAACAAGAAGCUGCCGCUGAAACUGCUGCCAAACAAGAAAACAAAGAUGAUUAA
Molecule: messenger RNA, 1671 nt
Organism: Hemisphaericaspora subhashii
Lineage: Eukaryota; Fungi; Ascomycota; Pichiomycetes; Serinales; Debaryomycetaceae
Product: pseudouridine synthase
Exons: 2
Coding region: 1-1671 (556 amino acids)
Biological process (GO): tRNA pseudouridine synthesis; mRNA pseudouridine synthesis
Cellular component (GO): nucleus
Molecular function (GO): pseudouridine synthase activity; RNA binding
Source: RefSeq, a predicted model, not a curated record